Molecule: messenger RNA, 741 nt
Organism: Pyricularia grisea
Lineage: Eukaryota; Fungi; Ascomycota; Sordariomycetes; Magnaporthales; Pyriculariaceae
Exons: 1
Coding region: 1-741 (246 amino acids)
Source: RefSeq, a predicted model, not a curated record
AUGGCCGAUGUUUUUACGGCAGCUUCCUUCUUACCCUCGUGGCGCGCUUUACCUUUUUCAUAUUCGAGAUCCCGCCUCAACUCCGACCGCGACCGCGAGUCCGAUCUGGAUGUGGAUCUCGAACGUGAGCGCGACCGGGACCGACGACGCCUCGACCUGCCAUUGUCAUCACCGAGACGGUCGGAUCGCUGUUUAGCACCGGUUCGAUCACGUGAUCUAGACCUUGAACGAGAGUGUGAAAGAGACCUGGAGCGGGAGCGUCUGCGAGCGGCUGGUCGGCUACGGCUCCGGGUGUGCGGUGGCGACCGAUCAUGCAAGCGGUCACUACGACCUCCAAACCGGGAUGAUCGCUCCUGGACAGGUGAUGGAGACCGGCUAUGCCCUCCUGCUGGUCGUGGUCCUGGCCCCACAUGUGAGGGAGAAGGUGAACGCCUCCGCUCCCGAACCCCUCCUGAACGGCGAUCGCGCGUGGGCGAGGGCGACGGAGAUGGCGUAGGGCGGUUUGGCAUGGUGUGUUCACUGCAGCGGGGACGGAGUAAGAAAGGCGGGGUUCAGGGCUUUCCCUGGCGUUUUUUCGGCAACACUAGAAUAUCAUCAAAAACGCAGGAAUGUGAGCGGUCGAUUUCGGUUCUAUUCGAGGGCGAGGCGGGCGUACGUCUUGUCUGUACUGUGUGUGUAGGGAUUGGGAUGUGCCGUACAAAAAGUGUACCCAAUAAGCCGACCAAUUGCCCGAAAUUCUAA